Molecule: messenger RNA, 7464 nt
Organism: Hypanus sabinus (Atlantic stingray)
Lineage: Eukaryota; Metazoa; Chordata; Chondrichthyes; Myliobatiformes; Dasyatidae
Product: endothelin-converting enzyme 1-like
Exons: 18
Coding region: 434-2737 (767 amino acids)
Biological process (GO): peptide hormone processing
Cellular component (GO): plasma membrane
Molecular function (GO): metalloendopeptidase activity
Source: RefSeq, a predicted model, not a curated record
UUAACAAAAGAAAUUUCAAAUUUGAGAAGUAACAAAAGAUUUUUGACAAACAAGUACAGUUGUUUGUUUCUAUACAGCAUAUUUGCUUUGACUGUCCACAGAUACCUAUGUGGAAACUCAUAAGAACAAGGAAGUUGUGACGCACUAUGCAAGCAAUUUGAAAUAUUCUAGUUUCUGGCUCCAAGAGGUGCUUCAGUCGAUCUUGUUGCCACAGAGAAAAACAAGUUGCCAUACAAAGGAGAAAGGAGUUUGGCACUUUGUUCUGGGAGCUAAUCUGAUCAGUGUUUACAUCUGAAAGACUUUGGUGUGUUCACGGGUGGUUUGACAUGCUACCUGUAGUGCAGACCCGAUGGGUUUAACCUUGAUGGGUUAUUGUAGCUUUCACCUGACCUGAUGCUAUAUCAUAUGUUAGACCCUUGGAGUCUGGCUGAGAAUGAUGGAAGCACUCAGAAAAUCCAUUUACUCUUUGGCUCUACAGAUGUCAACCUACAGGCGGGCCACCUUCGACGAGGAUGACCUGAUCAGCUCCAUGGCUGAAGAUGAAAUUUAUCCAGUGACCAGACAGAUGGACUUGAAGAGAUCAAGGGGUUUGAGGGGCUGUUGGGCCAACAGGACUCACCUGGAAAAACGUCUACUGGUUCUGAUCAUCUUCGUUGUGCUGGCACUGCUCUGCAGUGUCAUUGCCCUGCUCAUCAAAUACAGAAAUACCCCAAAAGUUUGUCUAACAGAGUCCUGCAUCAAGGUUGCCAGCAAUAUCCUCCAAGCCUUGGAUCGCUCCGUUGACCCCUGCCACGAUUUCUACAACUACGCCUGUGGAGGCUGGAUUAAGGGAAACCCACUGACAGAUGGAAAGGCCAGAUUAGAAACAUUCCACACCAUAUGGAACCAGAACCAGGUCAUCAUGAAGCAUAUUUUGGAAAGCAAAAAGUUGAACACCACAAGUGAAGCUGAACACAAAGCCCUGCAUUUCUAUCAGGCCUGCAUGAAUGAGCAGAAAAUUGAGGAGCUGCAGGAAAAGCCUCUACUUGACGUCAUUAACAAAUUGGGAGGCUGGAACAUCAGCAGAGACUGGAACAAGGACAACUUUCAAGAAGUGCUCCAGGCUGUCACAUCCCUCUACCAAAGCAGCCCGUUCUUCUCCGUCUACGUCAGCAAUGAUGCUAAAAACUCCAACAGUAAUGUCAUUCAGAUAGACCAAUCUGGGCUAAAUUUACCUUCAAGAGAUUACUAUCUCAACAAAACUGCCAAUGAGAAGGUCCUAACAGCUUACUUGAAUCACAUGGUGAAACUAGGGGUGCUGCUGGGUGGCGAGGAGACUUCCACCCAGGCCCAAAUGCAGCAGGUUCUCGACUUUGAGACAGAGCUGGCCAACAUAACAGUUUCACAGGUGGACCGCACAGAUGAAGAACAAAUAUACAACAAAAUGACAAUACGCAGCCUCCAGGGGCUGGCUCCAGCUGUUGACUGGCUGUCCCUGCUCUCUGCCAUCAUGUAUCCAAUAGAGCUGAGUGACUCUGAGCCUGUGGUCAUCUACGCAAAGGAAUACCUGAAGAAAGUCUCCGACCUUAUUAACUCGACAGAUAAAAGUAUCCUCAACAACUAUAUGAUAUGGAAUGUGAUAACCAAAACAGCCAGCUUUCUGGAUCAUCGCUUCCAGGAUGCUGAGGAAGAAUUCCUUAUGGUCAUGACAGGAACUAAAACAAUGUGUAACACUCGAUGGAAGAAGUGCGUUAGUGACUCUGAUGAAAUACUUGGGUUUUCACUUGGAGCUUUGUUCAUCAAAGAGGCAUUUGCUCAAGACAGCAGGCGGAUUGCUGAAGAGAUGAUUUCUGAAAUUAAAGCGGCUUUCGAAGAGAACAUGAAGAAGGUCACGUGGAUGGACGAAGAGACCAAAGCAGCAGCAAAAGAAAAGGCAGAUGCAAUCUACAACUUGAUUGGCUUCCCAAAGUUUAUCCUGGAUGCGAAAGAACUGGAUGAGGUCUUCAGAGAUUAUAAAGUGGUUCCUAACCUCUACUUCCAAAACAUGCUGGAGUUCUAUAACUUCUCCACACGAGUCAUGGCCGAUCAGCUGCGGAAAUCUCCUAACAAAGACCAGUGGAGUGUGACCCCUCCCACCGUCAAUGCCUACUACUCCCCAACAAGGAACAUGAUUGUGUUCCCAGCAGGCAUUCUCCAGGCUCCAUACUUCAAUCAGGAUUUCCCCAAGUCUUUAAAUUUUGGUGGAAUCGGAAUGAUUAUGGGACAUGAACUAACUCACGCGUUUGACAACCAAGGGAAAGAGUAUGACAAAAGCGGCAACAUGAGGUCCUGGUGGAAGAAUUCCUCAGUCAAGGCCUUCAAACAUCAAACUGAGUGCAUGAUUGAGCAGUACAAUAAUUAUGUGAUCAACGGCGAGCACGUGAACGGCAAGCAAACUCUGAGUGAAAAUAUCGCUGAUAAUGGUGGUUUGAAAGCAGCUUACCAUGCCUAUGAGAAAUGGGUAAAAAAGAAUGGUGAAGAGAUGGUUCUGCCUGCCUUGAACUUCACUAAUCGACAACUCUUCUUCGUGGGAUUUGCCCAGCUUUGGUGCUGCUUACGGACCCCAGAAAGCACCCACAUAGGGCUCAUCGCAGACAGCCAUAGUCCUUCAAUGUACAGGGUCAUCGGAGCAGUGACUAACUCCAUCGAUUUUGCCAAACAUUUCAACUGUCCUGAAGGAAGUCAGAUGAACCCUGUGCAAAAAUGCGACGUGUGGUGAAUUAAAUAAGAUGAUGAGGAACGGAAGCCUCGAGUCCUGGAGCUGUGGGAUUGGUCUGAACGUCAGGUCCCACCUCAGCUAACUGGGUCAAUUCUGCGUCUCAUAACAAAAAGAAAUUUAUUUGACUAUAUUUUUGUUGAAAUGCCUGUGGAUCGCAGUGUGAAUACUUUUACUCCGCUUCCCACACUAUGGAUAAUGCUGGAACCUGUGGGAAGAGCACACAACAAAACAGAAGAUAACAUUUGAUGGCAUUGCUGCAAGACAGGGCACUAUCCACCUAAACACUAAUUGCCCUUUUUUUUUCAGAGCAUUUAUACUUUGGUUGUUAUUUUUACUAAGUAGGGUGAAUAUCUAAGAUGCUAAAGAAUGGUUUUGGUGGUGGUGUAGAUGGGGAGCAGCUCUUGUGGAUGUUCUGUCACUGCAUCGGGGUCUCCAUGCACAUGGAUCUUCCACCUAUGCUGGAAAUACCCGAGGAAAUUUAUAGCAAAGGUUUAUAAUGGUUGGAUGGAUUUUGUAUGCAUUGCCCUGGUCUAAGUACACUGAAAUGUUAUUGAUCAGAGAGAUCAUGAACAGUUUAUGGCCACAUGGCCUUGUUUGCCUCCUUUCCUUCUCUUUCCAGCAAGUGAUACGUCCAUGUUUGUUUUCUGUGCAGCAAAAGGGGGCAGAGGGUGGUAAGUGAAGUCAGGAAACUGAUUAGCCUCUUAACUAACUUCGACAAUUUAACAAAGCAUCCAGCCAGUCCUCCCCUUCCCACCUCAUGUCCCAAAGAAUCCAAGGACUGACAGAGAAGUUGGGGUCCAAAACUACUUCCCAUGGGGUGGAAGAUUUGGAGGGGGGGAGACUGAAAUGUUGAGAGCAAUUAUGCCUUGGCCUUACUGAGGACCCAGCUUUUAGAUUUAUUCAGUCAAAGGUAGAUUCUUAACAAAACUGUUGUUUGCUUGUAUGUGUCCCUAACCAUCUCUGAAACUCAUUUGCUACGGUUAGUUUUCUAGACCCUGAAUCUGCAUAUCUUCAAAAUUUUAGACAUCUAUUCUGCAAAGCAAUUGAGUUAACCUUAGAUUGUGGUGUAUGCACUUUUAAUCACUUUUAAAAUUUUGUCAAUAGGAUACUCUAUUGGAGACCACAGUGAGACAGAUUUGCAUUUUUAAUCUCUAGUACUGUCCUUUAGAAUUUUUGUUCUGGUGAUCAAAUCCUUUCAAGAGGUGAACCUAUAUCUCACUCUCUCUAUUAUCUCAUUCAGCCCUACAACCCUUAUGAUCGCUAUAAUCCUGACCUCAUUUACAUCCACAGUUUUCCUCCAGUUCAUCAUUGAAAAGCAUGUGGCUUGACAUCACCAGCAAAGAGUUCUGUUGUCACUAUCUGUCUCUCAGGAGCCCCGCAGACGGUCAGAGCUCAUCACCGAAGGGUGGCCCUUGGCAUCAAACCCUGCCUCAUGCUGCUGAUUACAUUUUGUACAGAGUGGUAGCAAAGGCAGCGGAUGUGGUGCAGCCAGCAGAGCCACAGCCUCGCGUCACCAGAGCCCCAGGUUCAGUCCCGACCUUGGCAACUGUCUGUAUUUUCCCAAUCCUAGCUUGGCCCCUACAAAUUACCCUUGUGUGCAAGUGAGUGGUUAGAGUCUGAGUAGAGGGUUGAUGAGUACUUGGGCAGAAUAAAACUGGGAUUAAUGUAAAUGUGUGGUUGAUAGAGCAGACUUGAUGGGCCAAAUGGUCUGUUUCCUUGCUCUAUCUUUCUAUGACUGUCUUAUUCACAGUCUGGAGUCUAAGGGCCUUAGUGUUAAGGGUGUUAGCCUGGAGUGACAAUUCUGCCAAUAUAUUUGAAGGAUUUUGGUUCAAGAACACAAUAACGAAUCAGUAUGUAGAAAAAUGUUUAUUGGUAUGGUACAUUCAUUAUAAAUAAUGCAUUAAUAUGCACAUUAAGGGUGAUUAAUGUUCCUCAUUUUCAUUUGUAACAGCUGCAGAAAGCAUACCAUAGAUUGCCAGCUAUCUAUCAGUAACUUCAGCAGAUUCUAGCCAAGGUGGCUGAGAUUCCUGCCCGUCCCACCCUUGCGUUCUGAUGCCUCAGAUUCAGGGAACUCCCAGUCUUCCAAAGCUUGUAUUAAUCAUUUAAAAUUCCCGUGAGUCUCUCAUCAUAAGCGAGAGUGAAUGAUAACUGGUCACCUUCUACCGAAGAAUAUUUUGCUGGGGCUUACAUUGCUUUUGCCACUAAGUGCUAAAGGGUUUGUCCCUUCAGUACCUACAUAGGCAGUCUUUGCACAUUGAAAUUUCACAAUGAGCUGAGUAACUUUGCUGAUGUUGGGUAACUGCAGGAAACAGGUUACGUCAAGGCAAACCUAUGCAAUAUUGUCAGGGUAAAAUGUGAGUUUUACAAGCUGUAAUAGAUGUCCAGUGUGUGUCAUUGGUACAGUACAUGGACUGGAUGCAUCCUGUUUGUAUUUGGCUGAUUGGCCAAUGAUCCUUCCUGUUGUAUUGCAUUCCUUUGUCUCCAAACUAACUCCAUCAGCUGCUGGAUGAAAGCAAAUCCCUUCGCACUACUAUGGGUGGGGUUCACUCAGUGUCAGCUAGAUCCCUUCUGCGCUGGCUUAACAGUCACAAGCAACGCAACCACAGCACAUAAAACGAUGUUUCAUUUUGUUUUUUUGUGUCCUAAGAAACUUGUAGGAAGUGUUAAAGGUUUCUGCACAAUAAUGAACUGAAGUUGAUAUCAGUGUAACGUGGUGAUGCAGCAAUCAGAGUGGAAAAGUAGAUUUCCCCUUUUGGAAGUCUAUUCCCUACUGAUGGUAAUAAGCCAUCAGGAAAUCUCACAACUCCACCUACAGACUUUGAACUCUGAAGAAUAACCACCCUUACAAUUCAAAAUUCUCCUCUCUCGUCAGGAACAUUGUACAGAGAGAACAAUUUCCAAUACAGAAUACCCAAGUAAAUCCUGAUGGCUGUACAUCGUCACUUAGAGUUGCACAUCUAGUACUGAUCUUUGUAGCUACUUCAAGAAAAAAAGUAAGUUACUUUUGUACAAAAGAAAUCAAAAUGAGGUUUUGUGCUCUUUUUUGGAUUCACAAAGUAUAGUAUUAAUCCUAACCCCAGUUAACUAGGAUAAUAAGCACUGUUACCGCCGGGUUUAUUUCCUACUGUGGUUGCAGAAUUGUAGUUCAAAAAAUUAGGUGUAAAUGUUAUGCAUUGAUGUCCAUAACAAUCUUUUAGUAAUGCUUCUCAUCUGAAGCAAGUAGUUAUUUGCAGCUGCUGCCCACCUCUGGCAACAGAAUUGCAGUACCUAACCUGUGUACUGAUGGCAUCAGGGUAAUUUCUCCCAUUCACUGCCCAGUGGUUGGGCUGAAUUCUCUGUUGCCUAUUGCAAUCCAGUGGCUGAGGAGGGGCCAGGAGUCCUGAUCACUGUUCAGUGCUUUGGGUGGGGGGGGGGUGAUCAAUGGGACCAUGCCCCUGAUCAUUGUCUUGUGGCUGGGUGCAGGAUUAGUGAUCUCCUUAUUGGCCUCUGUUCCUGACUGGUGCUCACUGGUUGGGCCUGACGGUACAGCUCUCAAUCCUGCCCAAUAGUUGGGUCAGUAGCUGCUUAGAAACAAUUGGAUGACAGUAUGUUUGACUUGACGUUACUGUGCCAUUGAUUGUUCGAUCUACAACAGAGAAGUGCAGGAUAGCUGGAGGUUUUGAGCUUAGAUUGAUGUCAAUAGAGUAUCAGUUUAUUUAGCUUACCUUCCUUUCUCUCUGAUUCACAAUCAGUCAUUUUGUUACCUGUUAUUUAACUACUGUAUAUUGCAUCAUCUCCAACAGAUCUCAUCUUGAAGAGAAAGUUAACUGCAUUACAAGAAAACAAUUCCACACUACUAACUGUGGGUGCUUUCAUAUUGUUAACAGUGACCUUUCCCAGUAGCUAGUUGAUGCAAGUGUUCUCCUUAAAGGAGGACAUGGACAUUCAUCUCCAAUUUAAUGACCUCACCUUCGAUCUAUACCCUAACUGCAUUUACUUUCUUUUGCUUCAUAUCACCCGACAUUGUCAGCACAGGUAGGUAGUGGGGGCUUGUGGAGCUGCUGACUCACUGCUGCAGUGAGCAAAGUUCGGUCAUGAUCUUCCUCUAUGUUGUAAAGGAAUGUACAGAUUAAAUUGUUGGUAUUCCUGAAGUAACGUAAUAAUUUUAAAAAUCGUGAGCAAAAUCCUUCUAGUUAACAAUCAUGAGUGAUCAGUGAAUUGCUUCUCAACUGCAAACAGUUUAAUGCCAGCAAUGGAAUUUAAAAGGAACUAUGACAAACAUUUAAAGCCCCCACCCCAACUCCAUUUAGUCAAGGGUGAAAUUUCAGAUCCUUGGUAUUUCUGAUUGUCCCACCACUUAACUGUGAGUCAGAUAUGGGGCUGGAUAUCCUCAUUACCCAAAGCAGAGAGAAGCUUCACAUAAUCUUAAUUACUAGAUGUGUUGAUUAUGUAGUUUUCUCUUGUCAAUCUGAAAAUGUGCCUCUUGUUUGAAAUCAAUCAUUGAUUCUGAUUUUAAUUUUUAUGUAAUACUGGCCUGUAAAGAGAAAAUAUUUACAUAAAUAUUUUACGUUCUGUAUGUGAACAUAUUUUCUUGCAAUGUUGACAGAUUUUAUUUUGAAUGAGUGCUGUUGUGUACAGUCUUUUUAAUGAGAUGUCCUGUGGGUGAAUUGCAAUUCUGAAAGCCUAUACAUAAGUUUUUUGUUGUACAGACAGAAAUGUUUUAAUUAUAAUUCAAACAUUAAUCAAUG